Molecule: messenger RNA, 1829 nt
Organism: Neodiprion virginianus
Lineage: Eukaryota; Metazoa; Arthropoda; Insecta; Hymenoptera; Diprionidae
Product: alpha-(1,3)-fucosyltransferase C-like
Exons: 2
Coding region: 106-1245 (379 amino acids)
Cellular component (GO): membrane
Molecular function (GO): alpha-(1->3)-fucosyltransferase activity
Source: RefSeq, a predicted model, not a curated record
AAAUCCAUUUUGCACGCUUCCAUCAGUCUACCGGUUAAGAUAGAUAAUUAGACUAUAGACUCUAACGAUAGUCAAUAUUUACAUGACACAUCACAUACCUGAAAAAUGAGUUGUACAAUGAAUCAUUUGCAGCGUGUACUGACCUUGCGAAUGUACAUGAUUGUUGGAUUGUUCAUUGUACCAAUGAUUAUGGUAUUUUUGUACGGCAGAACAUAUUGUCAGUACGAGGCUCCGUAUGGGUUCGAGUCGAGUUUGGAACGUAGAAAUCCCGUGGCACCGCUUACGGUAGUUAAGGAUGAACCAGCCAAACCACCGGAAGUAAUGAAGAAGAAAAAGACAGUUUUGUAUUGGACAAAAAUGUUUUCGAGUAAAAAUUUUCGCUUAAGCGUACACGACGAAAAUCCUGACGUUUUCGCAAACUGUCCUGUCUGCUCUUGCAUGGGAACAAGCGACCGAAAUUAUCAGCCCGUCGAGGAAUUCGACGCUCUUCUAUUUCACGGUCCGGAAUUAAACGCCAGAGAUUUGCCAAAAACAAGGAGAGAUGGAGACAUUAUGCGGCCACACGCGAUCUUCAGGAAAAUUAGCACCAACGAGUUUAUACCCCCCGACAUUCCGGCACAGUGGUUGGACGUUUCCGGCGGCAACGUGUCCGAGUCUACGCGUCUCUUGUUCAAGAAGAAAUCGAAAAUGGCCGCAUGGUUCGUUUCUCAUUGUUCGACGAACAGCAAGCGAGAGAACAUCGUGAAGAAGUUGCAGAAAUAUGUGAAGGUAGACGUUUAUGGAACGUGUGGAACAUUGGAAUGCCCGAAAGCCAAAGGAGCCGAAUGUUACGAGCAAUUGGAACAAGGAUAUUUCUUCUACCUGUCAUUCGAGAACUCCUUGUGCCGUGAUUACGUCACGGAAAAAGUUUACCGGAUACUGGACUACGACGUGAUACCCGUCGUUUACGGUGCGACAGACUACGAAACUUUUCUCCCGCCGAAUUCCUACAUCAACAUCCUGGACUUUCCCUCGAUCGAGGCACUCGCCAAUUUCCUCACGGAACUGAGUCAGGACGAGGAGAGAUAUCUCAGCUACUUCAAGUGGAGAAGUUUUUACAAAAUGGUCACUGGGGAUCCCCAUAUUAUCGCUUGCGAGUUUUGCAAGAUGCUCCAUGAGCCAAAUAUGCCUAGACAGGUAAUUGCCGACAUAUACGAUUGGUGGGCUAAAGGAUCGCAGUGUGUCCCACCGCCUGUAAUCAACUAAUAAAGUCAUUGGUGAUAAUCAAAAAGAUGUUAUUGGUAUGUGAUAAGAUAAAAUAAGUAUAGAUGUAUACCAUGUAAUUGAAACAAAGAUCUAAUUUAGUGAUAUUAAUGUUCACCUCACGCGUACCAAAGUUAUAAUUAUAUCAUUUUUAUCAUUUAUAUUAAACUUGGACCUCACUGGAAUCAACGACGCGAAACAAGCUCAAGUUGUCGAGAUAAUAUUCAAAGGAGCAAGGCCCAGGUGUGUGGUCAAGUCUUGUAAGGUAAUUUAAAGACACAUAAAUUAAGAAAUUUAAUCUGGUGUAUUCAGUAAUACAUUACAGCCAAUAAGUGAUAAUUAACAAUCACCAUUCUCGUUUUCAACCUCCGAUCUGCUCGCGACCAAAUGAAUAAGUAGCAGUAAGGACGAAGAAAGCAGCCUCGUACAAGGUUGCGACGACAAUAAACCACGUUCUACGGAAGGAAACAAUAACUGUCUGCUUCAACUGGAUUCAUUCUGUACCGUAACGUCAUUUAUUUUUCCAUUCUCGUGCUCUUUUAUUGCUUUUUUGUUUUCCGUCAUUUAUUUCAGAUAUGUGUAUAAUA